AUGUUGCUCGACUCAAUCAGCUCUCCCAGUGCUUAUUCUUCAAUAUUGUACACAAUUUUUGGAAUUUCACUCCCAAUUCACUUAUUUGGAGCGUACUGUGUUUUAUAUAAAACCCCAGUUCUCAUGAAAUCGGUAAAAUUGGCACUGUUCAAUCUAAACUUUUGGGCAGCCACCUUAGAUUUCUCAAUUACUCUAUUCAUGCAACCGUAUUACUGUACUCCGGCCAAUGCUGGGCUCUCACUUGGUCUCUGGAGUUGGACAAGUGUUCCCACAAUCGUUCCUGCUUUAGUGACCAUGUUGACAUUCCGACUCGUCCCAGUCUCAAUAAUCGCAAUGUUUGAGAAUCGAUAUUUCGUCUUGUUCGUCCGAAAAGGUGCCUGGCGCUAUGUCCGAUAUCCAUUUCUCAUUGCAAAUCACAUUCUUGCAAUUGCCUACUGCAUUUCAGUUUACUUCGACAUUCCAGUGGAUCAAGAGUAUUCAAGACGUCUGGUGUUUCAAAAAUUUCCCCAAGCUUGCGAAUUGGUCGCAUCCAAAUCUAUAAUAUUCGUGGUGUAUAUUGGCGAAGACUAUUGGGUGAACAUACGAGAGCCAUCUCUGAAUUUGAUGGUUAUGAUAGAAGUUUUAUUUUUUGCUGUACUGCUAAGAGUCAAAAUGAAGCAGGCUGUUAAAAUCAUCCAAUCGUCAGUUUCUCGUGAUACUCUAGAAAAGCAGAAGAAAUUCAUAAGAGCCUUGAACCUACAGAUCGCUAUUCCAAUGCUUAUAAUCUUCCUCCCAGCAACUUUUGCGGCAUUUUUGGGCGCUCAAAGUUCUAUUCAACAAGGUUUGGAUAACCUGCUCACCAUUAUCACUUCAUUUCACGGAGUAUCUGCUACGAUUUUGAUGAUUUAUCUACAGAAACCCUACCGAGACGCGUUUUUCGUAGUGUUUUGUAAUCGGAAAAAGCCGAUGGAACUUAAAGGGUCCGGAUAUUUUCACCUUCAAAGCUAUCUUGACGUUAUGUAA
Messenger RNA from Caenorhabditis elegans, 1002 nucleotides. It is a transcript of the gene srh-299, whose product is annotated as Serpentine Receptor, class H. Bases 1 to 1002 code for a protein of 333 amino acids. The transcript has 3 exons. The record is from RefSeq and is marked reviewed. NCBI's taxonomy places the organism in Eukaryota, Metazoa, Nematoda, Chromadorea, Rhabditida, Rhabditidae.